CUUUUCUAGUAAGUUCUAUGAGAUUUAUUCAAACGACGACUGCGGUAACUCCACGAGCGUGAUAGAAGUUAUUUUUCUAGAAUCAUCCAGUGUAUGUUGAAUGAUUUGAUCUGUUUAAAAGAAUUUAUUCGUAAUUUUACAAUAUUUUCUUAAUUUAAAACGAUCAUGGCUGCUGUAGAUAUUUCUCCUGCGAAAAAUGGCGGUAUUCUUAAAGAAAUCCUUAAAGAAGGAGUUGGUGAUGAACUUCCGAUAACAGGAGGCAAAGUAACAGUACAUUAUACGGGAACGUUAUUAGACGGAACUAAAUUUGACUCUAGCAGAGAUCGCAAUGAGCCAUUCAAAUUUAAUUUGGGUAUGUCAAAUGUUAUUAAAGCUUGGGAUAUAGGUGUAGCUACGAUGAAAAAAGGUGAAAUCGCUAUGUUAACAUGCGCUCCUGAGUAUGCAUAUGGAGAAACUGGUAGUCCUCCAAAAAUUCAACCUAAUACGACUCUUAAGUUCGAGAUCGAAAUGAUUGAUUGGUCAGGAGAGGAUUUAAGUCCCGAUAAAGAUGGAAGCAUCGAAAGACUUCAAAUUACUCCAGGAAAAGAUUAUGUUACUCCUCGUGAUAGAUCAUUAGUAAACAUACAUUUGACUGGAAUGUACAAGGAUGAAGUUUUUGAAGAUAGAGAUGUACAAUUUUGCCUUGGAGAAGGAGAGGAUGUAGGAAUUAUAAAGGGUGUAGAAAAAGCUCUUGAAAGUUUCAAAAGUGGAGAAAAAUCUAAACUUAAAAUAAAAAGUAAAUAUGCAUUUAAGAAGGAAGGUAAACCUGAAUUUAACAUUCCACCAAAUGCAGAUGUGGAGUAUAUUGUAGAAUUAAAAAGCUUUGAAAAGGCCGUAGAAAGUUGGUCUUUAAAUGGAUCCCAAAAAAUAGAGCAAGCCGAACUUUUGAAAGAUAAAGGAACAAAUUACUUCAAAGCUGGAAAAUACAAUCUAGCUAUCAAAAUGUACAAAAAAGUGUUAGAUUUUUUACGCUAUGAUAAAAACUUUGAAAAUGAACUUAAAGCAGAGAGCGAUAGUCUUCUUUUAUCUACACAUUUGAAUCUUGCAUUGUGCUAUUUAAAAACUGAUCAAAAUGUUGAAGCUAAAGAUUCAUGCUCAGAAGCUUUAAAGUUAGAUCCACGAAAUGAGAAAGCAUAUUUUAGAAGAGGACAAGCUUAUCUUGCGCUUGCAUCACCUGAAAUAGCAAUUAAAGAUUUUGAAGAAGUAUUAAAAAUAGAACCAAAAAAUGUAGCUGCUUCAAAACAAAUUAUAGUUUGUAAUAAUCUUAUUAAGAAACAACUAGCAAAAGAAAAGAAACUUUAUGCAAAUAUGUUUGAUAAAUUUGCACAAGAAGACAAGCAGAAGGAAGAGGAGGAGCUGCGACAACAACCCGAUGUAAUGCGUGGAGCUCUGGGUGAAUGGGGACAAGAGGAGAGACCUGGAGGUAGAGAUGCAACUGCCUUUGAAAAGGAAAAUCCAAAUAUUCUCAUGCUUAAUGCUAACGGCACAGGAGAAUUUCAAAAUAUGUAAGCAGUUGCUGCUCCCUCUCAGUACACUGCCUUAUUCUGCUGCCAACAACGUUAAAUUUUAUUAUUCGAUAUUUUACGGUGCCUUUGGGUAGUACUGGGCAUAAAAAAAGUCAUGAAGGCUUUUCACGUUAAGAGCCAGCAAAUCUCUAUAAUCAAUUUGAUACAUAUAAUACAUACCUAGUCAAUUGUAUUUUUCAUCAUUUUAAUAGUUUUAUGUUUCAAAUGACCAUACAGAUUUGGAAAUAUAAUUGUGCGUAUAUUGAUUAGGGAAACAUUCUGUAUCAUCCAUUUUGAAAUGAGUAUUGAAUUCAUUAAUAAUAUUCAUUAAUAAAAUAAUGUUGGAAAAAGUAUUAAAUUAU
Vespula vulgaris is the source of this 1906-nucleotide messenger RNA. RefSeq names its product peptidyl-prolyl cis-trans isomerase FKBP4 (gene Fkbp59). NCBI's taxonomy places the organism in Eukaryota, Metazoa, Arthropoda, Insecta, Hymenoptera, Vespidae. The record is from RefSeq and is a predicted model, not a curated record. The transcript has 6 exons. Gene Ontology annotation, molecular function: peptidyl-prolyl cis-trans isomerase activity; protein binding. Bases 166 to 1548 code for a protein of 460 amino acids.